Molecule: messenger RNA, 4502 nt
Organism: Macrobrachium nipponense
Lineage: Eukaryota; Metazoa; Arthropoda; Malacostraca; Decapoda; Palaemonidae
Exons: 12
Coding region: 312-1910 (532 amino acids)
Molecular function (GO): CoA-ligase activity
Source: RefSeq, a predicted model, not a curated record
CUGAAACCCGGCGUCUCUCUCUCUCUCUCUCCCUCACUGUGUAGCUCCCUCUCGGGAGAGAGAGAAGGAGACCCACCACUCCCUUCUAACUCUGUCUCUCCCUAGACAGACCCCUCCCCGCAAUAGAGUGGGAGGAACAGAACAGCCAUGCGAUUAGAGAGAAAGAGAGAGAGAGAGAGAGAGCUCACUGGGGACGGGGAGAAGCAACAGUGUGCAUCAGUCAGUUCCCUGAGAAGGUCAUACAGGCUGGAACGCCGUUAACGGUCGUAUACAACACUCAUACCGGCGUCACAAACGGUUCGUACAGCAAAAUGGUUGGAAUGGAGAAUGAAGAACACAUCCAACAUUGUUCAUGGGAGAGUGUUGGAGAUGUUCCAGAAGUAGCCUUUAUUCACUACAUGAUAGAUAAGAUGAAAUUAGAAGGAGACAAACCUGCCAUGAUUGAUGGAAUCUCUGGAGCCACUCUCAAAUACAGCGACAUGGUCUCAGGUGUCUAUGACCUAAGCUAUGGCUGGCAUUCCGCAGGGCUGGAAGCUGGGGAAGUGAUAUGCCUUGUAACGCCCAACCACAUCGAAGUCCCUCUGGCUUUCCUGGCAGGCAUUGCUGCCUCGGCGCCUGUUACACUAGCGAACCCGCUGUAUACGCCAGAUGAACUGCGUCGUCACGUCAUCAACAGCCAGUCCAAGUGGAUCGUGUGUCACCCUGUGUGCAUACCCAGCGUCCAGGCAGCUACCAAGGACCUAGAUGACAUCAAGGGAAUGUAUGUCCUAGGCGAUGCAGGAGCAGGCGAGAUGCCCACGCUGAAGAGCCUGUCCAAAGAGGCUUCGGAGGAUUGGAAGAAGAGGUCUGGUCUGACCAAUGGUGAUGCCAUCCACAUACCCUACUCGUCUGGGACCACUGGACUCCCAAAAGGAGUCGAACUCACUUCGAAGAACUGGCUGGCGGUUCUCUCCGUCAUUGGGAGAAAGGAAUACCUUGACGUCACCAGCGGAGACAUCUGCCUGGGCAUUCUCCCCUUCUUCCACGCCUUCGGGAUGGCCAUGUGCCUAACGUCCCUCUGCAACGGCAUGACGAUGGUCACCCUUCCAAGAUUCAUCCCCGAGCACUUCCUGAAGGCCAUACAGACUUACAAGGUCACACUGCUGCCCCUGGUGCCUCCUUUGGCAAUCUUCCUGGCCAAACACGACGCGGUGAACCAGUUUGACUUGACCUGUGUCAGUAACAUCAUCUGUGGCGCUGCUCCUUUGUCCAAGGAUAUUCAGGAAAAACUUUCAGAGAGGCUUGCUGGAGUGAGAGUCAGACAAGGGUUCGGUUUGACAGAGACGACGCUCGCCACUUUCAGCAGUGAGACGUCGUUACCUGGGGCUGUUGGGAAAGUGACUGCCCAUUGCAUGGCUAAGAUUAUUGACAUGGAGACAGGAGACUCACUGGGGCCAGGGAAGGAUGGUGAAAUCUGCGUCAAAGGACCCCUGGUGAUGAAGGGUUACCUGAACAAUGAAGCAGCCACAAAGGCCAUGAUUGAUGAAACCGGUUGGUUACACACAGGAGACAUCGGUCACUACGAUGAGAAAGGCAUCUUCUUCAUUGUAGACCGCAUUAAGGAAUUAAUAAAGUACAAAGGAUUUCAGGUGGCACCAGCAGAACUAGAGGGACUUCUCCUAACUCACGAAGACGUAGCAGACGCAGGAGUUGUUGGUGUUUCUGAUGAAGUGGCGGGAGAACUACCCAAGGCUUUCGUCGUGGCGAAGCCGGGGAAGACCAUUGUACCUGAAGCUUUAAUUAAUUGGGUUGCCGACAAGACAGCCCCACACAAGCACCUCCGCGGCGGAGUGGAAGUCAUAUCAGCCAUCCCAAGAUCUCCAGCUGGGAAAAUCCUCAGAAGGGAACUGAGAAAAGUGAUCAACAUAUGAAAAAUUAUUAUAUAUUAAUAAUGGAUGACUUAGAAAAUAUAUAUUGAAUAUAUUCGUUUGCUGAAGAUCUGUUUGUUGUUGAAAUAUAUAUGUCAUUGGAGUGCAGACCGCAGUUCGCUCACGGAGCCAUUUUUUUUUAAUCGUUAGACUUUAUGAAAAUUCAGAUUUAGAGAUUUAGGUUACUGUAGAUUUUCUUUUAUUAAUACAGUCUGGGACCACAAAUGAUACUGUAUACAGUACAUUAAUAAAUUAAUAUUCUGUAGAGUGGUGAGGUGCUGUAGGCCUACCUAAAUUCGUUCAGUGACCUGCUUUUGUAUUUGUAUGUUCUUUAUGAAAAUUUUGAAUCUCAGAUGUAGGUUGCAGUAGAUUUUCUUUUUCUUAUUACUGUCUGGGACCACAAAUGGUGAUAUAUACAUAUAUAUAUAUAUUGAUAUAUUCAUAUAUUGUAGAGUGACGAGAUACUCUAGGAAUAGUUAGUUCCAACUUUCUUUUUAUGAAAAUUCAAACUUAGAGAGAGAUUUAGGUUGCUGUAGGUUUUCUUUGUUUUACUGCAGUCUGGGACCACAAAUGAAAAGACGCAUAUAAUGAUAUAUUGAUAUUCUUUAGGGUGAAGAGGUGCUCUAGGCCUAGUUAUAGUUCCCAUUUUCACAAUGUUUUCACCAAAUCACACCAUUGUAAUUAGGCCUAUAGAUUGUCAGAUUUAAAAUGUCAUCACAAAGACGAAUGUCUGUAUACAGUACAGGCAGUCCCCAGGUUAUGUUGAGUUUGGGUCAUGGUGUUCCGGACUUACAGUGCUAGGCUCAUGGCGUCAUUAAACCCAAUUUUUUGGUGCCGUAAGUGGAUCUACUGCACUGUUACCCAAUUUAUGGUACCAUAACCCAGAUUUACAGUGCUUACAACACCAUAACAGCACUGUAAGUGCUAUUCCCAAUAUAAUUAUGAUGCUUCGGGUUACGGCAGAACCCCUGCUGUAAACCGGGGACUGCCUGUAUUAUGGUAAACAACAUUUACACUGUUAUGAAUAUCAAUAUGUUUUGUCACACUAUUACAGAGAACCAUGUUUGUAUUUACAUUAUGAUGUGAACCAAGAAGUACAUCUUACGCAGUUGUGGACAUUUUCCAGUCAAAGUUGUAGACAUGUUUGAGAUACUUCCAUAACAUGUCAUGACACCAUUACAAGAUCACCAUAACAUUGACGUUAUGUGAGCUCACUAUGAGCCACAAUUUCUUUUUUAGUAUUUUUUAAUUUCCACCGUGGUAGCUUAGGUACCAUAUUACGAUUGGUAUGUUGGCUUAGGCCCAUGUACUAAGACUCCUCAAUAAAUUAUGCUGACUUAAGCCUAUGUACCAAACCCUAUAAACUUCUCUGGAGACAUCAAGCUUUCCAAGACUUCUCUAGAGAAAUCAGACUUCUCCUGAGAAAUGCUAUAAUCUGACAUUGGUGUGAUUUGGGGUAGAUAUUCUGAAGGUGGCAAAUAAUUUAUAGUCAAUGAUAGGCCUAUUUGAUGGUGCUCAGGAAUAGGCCAAUAGACUGAUAUUCCCUUAAAUCAUUCACCCUUGUGAAAAAAGUUUUAUAUUAAGAGUUUUCUGGAAGUGCACAAAUAAUGAAUAGUACCUUUCUUGGAGCUACAGAAGUAUAGUGUUGAUCCAGUUUCAGAGUGUGGUUUGUACAGUACACAAUAGUCAUUACAAAAGCUUUUCAAAAUUUCCAUUUUCCCUUUGUUUUGCACAAUCUUUUACCUCUAAUUUAAGUUAAAGCCUUCAUUCCAUCCCCGUGAAUGGUUUGACUCCGUUAUUUUAUAGCAAUUACGUUCAGCGAACUUUUAAACUAAUUUAUAACUGAAUUUUUAGCCAAGAAACUUGAAUUGAAAAUUUAGCUUCAUGAAAUUUUACUUUUACACCGAUUUAUAAUUGAAUUGUCAGCCUAAUUAAGGCUUUUGUUAAACGCGUCUGUUCUAUCCGUUGUUCAGUAGCUACCGUAAAACCAAUUUCAGAUGCCAGGCUGGCAAUAUAGGCCUUGAGAAUGCCAAUUCAUAAGUCAAAAUUUGGAUUUAAUGUAGUCAAAUACUGUUUAGCCUGGAUCCCAACAUUGUCAUUGAAUUUAAAAGCCUGUAUCUGCUUCCUUUCUCAUUCCUAGACCUGUAAUUAUUCCAAAACACUUAUCAGUGCGUUAGCCCCUUCUGUUUAACCUUUAUGCAACUUAUUUUUACAAUGGUGCAAAGCCUUAAUUAGGCUGACAAUUCAAUUAUAAAUCGGUGCAAAAGUAAAAUUGUAGUUAUAUAUAUAUAUAUAUAUAUAUAUAUAUAUAUAUAUAUAUAUAUAUAUAUAUAUUAUAUAUAAAACUACAAUGCUCUGUGCAAAUUGUUGAGAGGACUGGUGCACUCCAAAGUGUAGAAUAUAUCCUUGUUGGGUCUAGCUUCUCGUGAACAGAGAAGAGAAGAUUCGUCAGAAAAGUGCAAGAGCUAUGAAUGAACAAUUAAGCCGAAGCGUUACUCUUAAAAAAGUGCCCUACAAGUGCUCUGCAAGUGCUCUACAUAAGCUCAAUGUGAAUGCAGUGAUAUGUAAAUGGCCUGAAUAUAAUAACUGAAUUUC